AUGGCCGCCGAUCCCUCCACCAGCGGCUUUGCAGACUUUGCAUUGCUGGUCGACGCAAUACGAUCCCUCACCGUUGCGCAGGCAAAGGCGCUCAUAAAGGACGUCAACAACGAACCAGAGGCGGCUUGCGGCCGUCUGGCACUCUCGGGCAACAAGCCCGAGAUCAUCAAUCGCCUCAUCACCUCGCUCACAGAACGCAAGAAUCAGGGCGACAUCAGAGGAUACCAGCGCUUUCGCACCCUCAUCGGCAGAUACAAGGGCAUGCAACACGUCGCCGCUGCACAAUCCUACAACCGCACCGGACUGACACCAAGCACAAGUACGUAUGGAGCCAUCAACGCCGCAAGAGCGUAUGCGGGACCAGCGCAAAGUUUGGGAGGCAUUCCUGCUAACAAGGCCUCAAACGUUGCAUCGUCCUCUUACUCUCCUCUAGCAAGCGCUGGCGCCCCGUCGUCGCGACCCAUGGGCUCAGCAGGUGCGGCGCGCAUCAACUUCAAGCCGUCGCCGUUCUACGAGAUCAAGCACUUUGUGUCGCCCAUCGUCCAGUGCCCCGAGGCACCCACGCAGAACGACCGCAAGAACGCCACGCUCUUUGUCAACCUCUCCGCCGAGCAGGUGGAGCAGCUCAAGGGUCCCAAGCACCAGCUCCGGCUCUUCUGCACCACCGUCGAGGCGCAUGCAGCAUCGCUCUCGGGACGCAAUCCCGCCACGGUCGAGUUCCCGCUCACGUGCGAGGCGCGCGUCAACACGCACACUCUCUCGACCAACCUGCGCGGCAGCAAGAAGAACGUCGGUCGAGUGCCGCCACCCAACCUCAACAAAGAUGGCAUGCUUGCGCUGCGCGACGGACGUCCGAAUCGCAUCGAUCUGACGUACACCAAUGCGCCCAAGCGACACGUGCUCGUGGCGGCCAUCUGCGAGAUCACCACGGUGGAGAUCCUGGUGGAGCGGCUCAAGUCGCAGCAGUUCCGCACCAAGGACGACGUGCUGUCGCGCAUGCGCAGGGAGGCCGAGGACGACGACAUCGAGGCGGGCGCGGCGACCAUGAGCCUCAAGUGUCCGUUCAGCUACAUGCGCAUCGCCACACCGUGCCGCUCCAUCCACUGCUCUCACGUGCAGUGCUUCGAUGCCUACAGUUUCUUCUCGGUCAACGAACAGACGCCAUCGUGGGCGUGCCCCGUAUGUCACAAGAGCAUCAAGGUGGAGGAGCUCAUCAUGGACGGCUACGUCGACGACAUUCUGAAGCGCGUUCCGCAGGACGAGGACUCGGUGGUUGUGGAGCCCGACGGAUCGUGGCACACCUCGGACGGCAAGGUGAGCUCGGCGGGCACGGCGCAGGCCACGCCCGCCGCCGAGGGAACUCCGCUGCAGGAGCGACUGCUGAAUGGACACGACGAAGAUGUCAAGCCUGUCGCAGGCCACGGCAAGUCGAACGGCACGCGCACGCCGAUGGACGAGAUUGUGUUGCUCGACAGUCCCUCACCGCCACCCCAAUCUGCAGCAAACGAGGCCGCACAAGCACCAGCCGCAGCGGCACGAGCAUCAGCACCAGCAGCAGCGGCACCAGCAGCGCCCAUGGUGAAUGGCGGAUCAGCACAGGCGGCGCGGAACGGAUCUUCAAGCAGCGCAACGGCGCCUCCCAAGGCACCACGAGCAGCAGCUCUCGCAGCGCUGCCGGAGCGCAUCGAGCUACUGAGCAGCAGCACCAACUCGAGUGCACGCCAAUCGCCCGCAGUCGCCGCCAACGACGUGAUCGACCUCACUUUGGAUAGCGACGACGAAGCCGAGCCGUCGGUGCCCACGCGUCCUGUCGCGAGGAACGGCAACCAUGUGCACGCCUCGCACGCCUCGCAUGGUGGCAGUAGCAGCAGCAGCGCGGGAGGAAGUCAUCGAGGAUUCGCGCAGUUUGCUCCGACGCCGCACCGCACGGGACCGUUUGCAGCGGCGAUGGCGAGGGCAGAGGCGACGCCGGAGGACGAGCAGAUCCGACGCCCGGGCAAGCGUCCGCGUGUAGACGCCAACGAGAUCCCAACGCCGUCCGAUCCACGGCUUGCGAAUGGCAGGCGAGCAGCAGGACAGUCCACGGCGCCGGUGCCGUCGUCGUACCUCGAUGUGGGCGCGAACGGCACGGGCGGUCGAGAGGCAGGUAGCACGACGGCGAAUGGGGCCGAGACAGCCGCACCGCGUGGCGGGGAUGAGGCCGAGGACGCGUGGAUGGACAACGCCGACGCCAGCGAGCACGAGCAGUACCUCAACGAAGAAGACUGGUGGUCGCCUGGCGCGUGA
This is a messenger RNA of Moesziomyces antarcticus, 2286 nucleotides long. RefSeq names its product miz zinc finger protein. Gene Ontology annotation, biological process: protein sumoylation. The record is from RefSeq and is a predicted model, not a curated record. The transcript has 3 exons. Gene Ontology annotation, molecular function: SUMO ligase activity; zinc ion binding. The coding region runs from base 1 to 2286 and encodes 761 amino acids. NCBI's taxonomy places the organism in Eukaryota, Fungi, Basidiomycota, Ustilaginomycetes, Ustilaginales, Ustilaginaceae.